Molecule: messenger RNA, 474 nt
Organism: Cladophialophora carrionii CBS 160.54
Lineage: Eukaryota; Fungi; Ascomycota; Eurotiomycetes; Chaetothyriales; Herpotrichiellaceae
Exons: 1
Coding region: 1-474 (157 amino acids)
Source: RefSeq, a predicted model, not a curated record
AUGUCCGCCAAUACCUACCGCUGGUCCCCUGAUGUUGUCUUCCAGAUCACCGAUGAGGUGAGGAAAGAAAUGGUGUGCAUGGGCCGAGUCGCCAACAAAAUGAAUGCACGCUGCAGAUGGGCGAUUGGCGCUCAUUUUGCCUCCCGUCCGGCCCAGGUGCGCGAGCUGCUCCAAGCCAUGGGUUCAAUGAUACCGAAACAGAUCACGAAUCGCCAGGUUGAGCAACUCGCCAAAUUGUGUCUCUGCAAAUUCCAUGGGCGCCAACUUGAGGAUGCUACGAUUGAACUGCUGAACCGGCGGGACAAUGCAAUUCGCAACCACGAUCAGUUUGUCCAUGGUCGCGCGAGGAGAUACUCGGCGGUUUUUGGUGGGGAUGAAGAGGAGGAGCAUGGCAUCAAUCAGCUCGGGGUGGGGUUCGGCAACCUGAGUCUGGGAGGUGGUGGCGAGCGGCAUCCGACGAACAGAAGUCAAUAG